AGGGACGAUUCCAGUAUAUAAAGAGUGUAGCUAGCAAAGUUACAGAUCUUAUAUUUACAUCGGGAUCGAAAUGAAUUUAUUUUUGUCCUGCACAGAUUUCAUAAUUUAACUUCAAGAAAAUAAUGGAUGUACAGAAGAUUGUUACAAUAGCGGCUGUUUCCGGGGUGACGGCGGGGGCGGCAUUGCUCGGCGCACCUGUUGUCCUGGGUGCUAUUGGUUUCACCAAAGCGGGCGUGGCAGCGGGUUCUAUUGCGGCUGCCGCACAGGGUCCCGCCACAGCAGCGGGGAGCCUGUUUGCCUUGUGUCAGAGUGCAGGCGUACUUGGGACGGCAGUUGGAACGAAGGCUAUCAUAGGCGGCGCUGCUGGAACUGUAGGUGGAGCUGUUGCUGCUAUUUGGAAAUGAAGUUGUGGAUUUUUCCUCCUGUCAAAUACUUGCCACUAAAUAUGACUAAGAUACUUACUCCUAUUUAAAAAAAUAUUUUUGAUGGAACUUGUUCCUUUUGAUAGAAUACAAAAUUUGUAAUGACAGUGUGCAAUUUUCUAAGAUUUCUCAAUAUUGUUAAAGUAAUUGCUGCCUGGAUUAUUUUUCAAGUUGAUCAAAUUAAUUUUCAGGAGUUCAUUGAUCAAAAAUAAACAAUCCAAAAGUAAAAA
Messenger RNA from Saccostrea cuccullata (small rock oyster), 652 nucleotides. RefSeq names its product interferon alpha-inducible protein 27-like protein 2A. NCBI's taxonomy places the organism in Eukaryota, Metazoa, Mollusca, Bivalvia, Ostreida, Ostreidae. Gene Ontology annotation, cellular component: membrane; mitochondrion. Bases 123 to 404 code for a protein of 93 amino acids. The record is from RefSeq and is a predicted model, not a curated record. The transcript has 3 exons. Gene Ontology annotation, biological process: apoptotic signaling pathway.